AUGGAAGCGUUCACUUUGCUCAAAUACCUGAAACCAACCGAAGCAACACCUCAACUUCAACCUCAACCUCCUCCUCCUACAGAAGAAGAAGAAGAAACCGACUACAUCGAAACCACUACUGACGAAGAAGGAGAAGAAGAAGAAGAUGAGCCUUUCUUUGACAUAGAGUUCACUGUACCCGACGAAGAACCAGAACAAGAACAAGAACAAGAACCAAAAGAGUACGAGAAUGAGCUCGGAUUUACGCUUUCCCCUUUAACCAACGAACAACUUCAGUUGGAACUGAAUUCCUCCGAACCUAACUCCAAGCCUCAGUUCACCGCCGCGUUCCUGAAAUCCGCCACCAAGCUCCGUGUUUUCAUCUCUGGUGCUCUCAACAAAUCCAAAUCCUCUGACUCUACUUCCCAAAAACCAGAGUCGCAGAAAAAGAAACUCUUCACCGUGAAGUUCAAAGUAGAUGAAGUUCCCUUCGUGUCGUUCUUCACCAGAGAUAACAGUUCUAAGGGAAAAACUGGUAGUGAUGACAAUCAAGCCUCUCAAAAGCAGAAGAAACAGCACAACAACACUGAGGAAGAUGAAUCCAAGUUACAUUCACCUUCUUCUGCUUCUUCUGAUGAGAAACUACGCUUCUCAAAGGAAGUAAUACAGAAAUAUUUGAAAAAGGUUAAGCCUCUUUAUGUAAAAGUUUCUCGAAAAUAUGCGGAGAAGCUCAAGUUUCCUACCAGCCAACUGAACUCGUUGCCGAUGAAGAAACCGCCGGCGGAGAAGGUUCCGCCGGGAACCGAGGGUAACAAUGUAAAAAGUCAGAAACAGGGGAGUCUGCCUCUGCCUGCAGGGUUGCGAGUAGUGCGUAAACAUUUGGGGAAGAGCCGUUCGGCGUCAUUGGCGACGGAGGUUACGACGGUAUCUUCCCGGAGAGAUGAUUCGACGAUGCAGCAACAGGAUGGUAUACAGAGUGCCAUUUUGCAUUGCAAGAGUUCCUUCAAUGCUUCCAAAGAAUGUGAUCCGUUGCAGUUUGAAUCUUCAAGAAAACAUGGAAAGGAGUUGGAAGAUGAUGGAGGGAUUUUGAAAUAG
Vicia faba (fava bean) is the source of this 1074-nucleotide messenger RNA. The record is from the annotation of a GenBank genome assembly. NCBI's taxonomy places the organism in Eukaryota, Viridiplantae, Streptophyta, Magnoliopsida, Fabales, Fabaceae.